This is a messenger RNA of Ostertagia ostertagi, 552 nucleotides long. NCBI's taxonomy places the organism in Eukaryota, Metazoa, Nematoda, Chromadorea, Rhabditida, Trichostrongylidae. The record is from the annotation of a GenBank genome assembly.
AUGUACGGUCAAACGCGGCCACGAAAUCUGUUUUCUGGUGACGUCACCUGCUUCGAAAGGACGGUACCGCUUGCCACUCAACAAAUGGCUUUUGCCGGUUUUGAAAAAGCAGAAACACUCAUACAUAAUAAGACACAGCUUGAUGGAGUCGAUAUCCCAGCCGUAGAGGUAGUCUUCUCUCUGAAUAAGAACUUCAAACGCGAGAAGCAUCAGUGGAUCUACAGCGAGGCGUCCAAACUUAUCGAUUUUCCAAUAAUUGCAGGUCAUUUCCUUGAUGACUCAAUGGACCGGCUUUCCGUAUCCUUAGAGGCUUUGAGGAUCAUCUCAGCUCCUAUCCAGGCCUCGUCUCAUUCCUCUCUUGGUCUCAUCACCCUUCAGGACCGACUCGUCGAACAUCCUUCCUAUACGUUGGCGCACGUGACACUCACCCACUCGGUCAUCCAACAGUGGCUCUCGGGUGUCAUCAACGUGGCAAAAACUGAUGAGGCGUGCUUUGCGGUGAGUUACGGUGCUUUUUGCUCGAAAGUCCUGGGAACAAUGGCCCAGCUCUAA